GGGUGAUGGCGUCCAAGCCACCGACGACUUCUUCAACGCUACCAGGCUAAAGGCCGCUCUGGCCAAGGCCUUGGUGACCUUCUACCCCUUGGCCGGCCGCAUCGACGAUGACGGUGAUGGCCGGGCGGAGGUCAACUGCGGUAACCAAGGUGUGCUCUUUGUUGUUGCUCGAUCGGAGGACCUCACCAUUGCUGACUUUCACGGCCGACCAUCGUCCAAGCUAAGGAGGCUCUUUGUUCCCCGCAUGGAGCCGCCCAGCAUCGUCUGCGGCGUCCAACUCACCUUCUUCAAGUGUGGCGGGGUGGCCAUCGGACUGGCGGUCCCCCUUGCCACCAUCGCUUCCUCCCCCUGCUCCCCGCCGGCGGUCCACCCCGAUGCUCUCUCUGUGUUCUGCCCAAUGGUGAAACUGUGCGAGCCGUCGGGGGUUCCUCUCAGGUCCGAGGCCUUCCUCGUCUCCAAGGACCAGCCCGAGGCUCUUAAGCAGGCAUGCGGUGGCAGAGCCGUCAGCACCUUCUGUGCCCUGACCGCCCAUAUCUGGAAAUGCGUGUCCACCACUCGGCCCAUGCCGCCGGACGCCACCACACGCCUCACCUUCCUGGUCAGCAUCCGUCGCAAAUUGGCGCCGCCGCUCCCGACCGGCUACUUCGGUAACGCAGUCAUACGCGUGGGAGUCACCAGCGAGGUGCGCGGCAUCGUCUCGGAGGAGCUCACCUCCGUGGCCAGCCGAAUCAAGGGAACCAUCAGGCGGGUUGACGACGAGCUGGUCCGGUCGGCAAUCGACUACUUCGAGCUGGCGGAGAGGGACAGCCGGCCGGCGCAGGGCAGCUUGCCGAUGACUGAGCUGAGGGUGGUCAGCUGGCUUGGCAUGCCCAUCUACGACACGGACUUUGGAUGGGGGAGGCCGGUGAUGAUGAUGCGUGCCGAGUCUGAGCGCGGCGGCCGUGUCUACAUGAUGGACGGUGACGGGGACGGCGACGGCGGCAGCGUGCGCAUCAUCAUGUGUCUCGAGGCAACAAUUAUCAAGGAAUUCCACGACAUGCUAUAUGCCAAGUUUAGCGACCUAAUCCGGUCCUCACUGUGAGAUGUAGUAUGUCUAACUAUAUACAGUACGUCUCUCUCUCUGUGUCCACAUGCACUCUCUCCUUUAGCCUAGCUUGCA
This is a messenger RNA of Triticum dicoccoides, 1159 nucleotides long. Its product is annotated as putrescine hydroxycinnamoyltransferase 1-like. Gene Ontology annotation, molecular function: acyltransferase activity, transferring groups other than amino-acyl groups. Lineage: Eukaryota; Viridiplantae; Streptophyta; Magnoliopsida; Poales; Poaceae. The transcript has 2 exons. The record is from RefSeq and is a predicted model, not a curated record. The annotation marks the transcript as partial.